AUGCGUAUAGAUGGUGGUACGUGUGCUGAAACUCACCUUGACGAAGAGAGUGGAGGGGUCGUCUUGCGUCGGCUCCAUCCACGCAUCGCGAGCUACAAUGAUCUGGUUAUCUUCCUAUUACAAUGCAACAUGGAUAUCAAAUUUAUUGGCUCGGGAGAGGCGGCCAAAGCGUUAUUGUACUAUGUGACCGACUACAUCACCAAGCCUUCAUUACCUAUGCACGUCGGACUUAGUGCUCUGUCAUAUGCUAUUCAGAGAACAAACGAGAAAUUUCCCACCAAAGUGGGGCAAAUCACAGCAAUCGACGCGCCUGACCGUGCAAGGGGAGCGCUGACUCUGACUGUGAAUCGUAUGAUGUCGCGUCAGGAAAUUUCUCAUCAACAAGUAAUGAGUUACCUUGUGGGGGGCGGAGAUGUGUACCGAAGUCAUACGUUUCGUGUUCUGCACUGGGGAGCGUUUGAUCGGCUGUUCAAGCACAAUGACGACGAGGACACUCAAAGUGACGGGGCAGUCGAAGGCGUAGCAGAAGAUGAGGACGAGGACAUCUUCACAAUUUCUCUGAAGUCCGGGAGCGUUUCAGCAGCCAGCCAGCAGCAGGACUACGUUUACAGAAGUACGGACGCACAUUUUGAUCAGUUGUGCUUGUACGAGUUCGUCGGCACCGUCGAAAAAAUGACAAAGCGAAGCGAGGCAAAACGUACCAGGAGUACGGCUGAAAACGUCAUGGGCGGAGACGUUAACGAUGAGCAUGCUGAGGUUGUGCAGCAGAACGUACGCGACGCAGCGGGGAAUCGUCGUGGUCGAAAGUCUGAACCGAGGGGAAUGUUCUCGUCUGAUGAGCACACACAAUAUCGCACUCACUGCUUGCGUCGUAGAGUCGACUGGACCGUACCUGUUAUAUUAGGCGACCGUACCCCGCGGUCAGACAGAGGAGAGGAGGAAAGAGAGUCUUGGGCCCGCAUGAUGCUCAUCUUGUUUGUCCCCUGGCGACGGCCUUCUGACUUGCGCGAGUCAACGGAGAGUUGGAACACCGCAUUUGAACGGCAGAAGGAUUCUAUACCUGCCCGCCAUAUGACCGUGAUUGCGAAUAUGAACGUACUUUCUGAGUGUCGCGACGUACGUGAUGGGUUCAGAGACAUGCGCCGCGCGGAAGCACUAGCGUUUUUGAAAAGCGGUCUUCCAUCUGGCGAUAGUGCCACACAUACUGGUUUAGACGACGAUUUUGGCAGUCAGGAGUAUCAGCUAUUUGAGAAGCCGGAUAUGUAUGAUCCUUACGAGAAUGUUAAAGAGCUUGUGUCCUCUCAGGCUGCACUAGAUGCCAAGAUCGGAGUUAGGUGCAGGGAAUUGAUUGACGAGUGCUACGCCCCACGCGGCGACGUCCAUGGGCGGCGUACGGAUGGAGCGAAUUCCCGCACAGAAGACGACGAAGCGAUGCUGUUGAGACAUCUUGCUACGAUGCGUUACUUGAAGAGGCAACGCCGACCAGAAUUCACAGACGAGGAUACUGGUGACCCACGACCACACAAGCGGCGUAGAGGGGUGGGUAUAGAGGAGAACGUGAGACUUGCAGUUUUGAGCGAUGCGAUAGACUUCGCCGCGGACGGAGACGCUGCUCCAGAAAAUUCUAUCAGCGCAAUAACGGAACGAGUUGUGGAGGAAAUGCACCUAAAUCAAAACCCUGAGCAGGAGCGCGCGUUUCGUAUCGUCGCAGAGCAUGUACAGAAGGGCGAAGAGCAACUGUUGAUGUACAUCGCAGGCGUAGGCGGUACUGGAAAGACAUACGUUAUUAAAGCUAUUGUGCGAUUUUUUAACUUACUGGGACGC
Molecule: messenger RNA, 1824 nt
Organism: Trametes versicolor FP-101664 SS1
Lineage: Eukaryota; Fungi; Basidiomycota; Agaricomycetes; Polyporales; Polyporaceae
Exons: 2
Source: RefSeq, a predicted model, not a curated record